Molecule: messenger RNA, 1998 nt
Organism: Lotus japonicus
Lineage: Eukaryota; Viridiplantae; Streptophyta; Magnoliopsida; Fabales; Fabaceae
Exons: 7
Coding region: 231-1616 (461 amino acids)
Biological process (GO): protein transport
Source: RefSeq, a predicted model, not a curated record
CUUUUUUAGCAUUCUCGGACGUGGCAUGCACAUGCUUCUCAGCUUCUUCCAAAUGGCCUUUUCAUCUUCUUCACUUUCUUCCUCUUGCAUUGCGAUUUUUUAGAUUCUUCUUCUGCACUCACCGUCUCCCUCUCUCUCUCUCUCUCUCUCUCUCUCUCAUCAAUCGAGUUUCCUUCUUGAACUUGAUAAUCAAAGAGGUUGAUAAAUUCGAAUUUCCUGGUGAAUGAAAAAUGUUCGACACGUUGUUGAAGCCGAAAUUCUAUUCAAAAUGCAAAUCGUGCGUGAAGUUGACAAAGACGAGGCUCGACGCGAUUCGGAAGAAAAGGAAUGCGGUGCAGAAAUUUCUCAAGAAAGAUAUUGCUGAGCUUCUCAGGAAUGGCCUUGAUUACAAUGCAUAUGGAAGGGCUGAAGGGCUUCUUGUUGAGCAAAACAUGUCUGCUUGCUAUGAACUCAUUGCGAAGUUUGUUGGAUGCAUAUCGGAUCAUGUUCGAUACCUUUGUAAGCACAAGGAUUGCCCUGAUGAAUGCAAGGAAGCUAUACCAUCACUGGUUUAUGCUGCAGCAAGGUUUUCUGAUCUGCCGGAGCUACGCGACAUGAGAACAUUGUUUGCAGAGAAAUUUGGGAAUUCUCUUGAACCUUAUAUCAGUAAAGAGUUUGUAGAGAAGUUGAGGCAAGAUCCUCCUUCCAAAGAAAUGAAAAUCCGGUUGUUGCAUGAUGUCGCGCAAGAGUUCUCUAUAGAAUGGGAUAGAAAGGCUUUGGAGCAGAGACUUUACUCACCCCCUUUGUUACAUGAAGAGAAGCCUGAACAUGAUCCACAAAAUGAUUAUGGUGAUGAAAAAUGGAACCGGAACAAUGACUUUGCCACCCCUACAUUAGAAGACACGGAUUGUGGGGUCAAACGGAGAGAUGGAAGAGACUUUCAUACAUCUGAAGGAAUUGAAAGAGACACCCCAGCUCCAAGGAGGAAGGGUAUGAGUGACUCAUGGAGGAUGCAAAGCAGCAGAAAUGAAGAAAGAACUACUGACAAUUCACCUCAGGAUGGCUCAAAAGCUUGUUCCAGUUCAUUACAAGGUGUUGUAUCUGAGGAUGGAGUAGAAGAAGUUAAGAGGCCAUUUUCCUAUGGGCUCGUGCCACCUCCUUAUGUCAAAGAAAAUUCUGACAAAAGUGAAAGCAACUUGAAGAAAACAACAUCUGAAACUCCUCUACCAGAAAAGGAGUCAUCAAAUCAUGAUCUUCAUGAACCAGUUGUUCCGAAAAAGCCAGUACCAAAAUCAGUCAGGAGAAGACCUCUCAAAAAACCACCUGAGAUUGAGAAUGAUGGUGAUUCAAAGGAUGCAGAAAAGAAACAAUCUCCUUAUGAAUCAGGCAUAGGAAAAGCAUGUACAGAAAGUUAUCCUUUCCAACAAAACAGAAUGCAUAAAGAUUCAAACUUUGUGAGAGGGACAUCUCUUCCUCCUUUUGAAGGCACAAGUUCUUCUUCAAAGGAAACAUUAAGGUGGCAUGGAAGGGCUGCUUCCUUAGGACCAGAAAUGUUAAGGACAGUGGGGCAUGUGCAUCCUAGUUUACCAGAAUAUGAUGACUUGGCAGCUCGUCUUGCAGCUCUCAGGGGAAGAUAAUUGGAGCAACUUACCAGAAUGAUACUCUUCAUGAUUCAUUUUUAGUUAGCAUGUAUAAUAUGACAAUUGAUUCUUUUCAUUCAAUUUUAUUUCUAUCUGAAAGUCAAAUCAGUAUAUGGAUGAUGGUCUUGAGUUGUGAAAAAACCACUACAGAUGGGUGCAGUCAUUGACUCAAUGACUUGGAUCUUUUGAGUUGUAUGUAAGAUCUUUUACAAUUUGAAACUCUGAAGGGUUUUAAUCCUUGAAACCACAUAGUGUAGCUGUAUUGAUAUGACAUUGUGUAAUCACUCCAUCGAGUUGGACUACGUUUUGAACAUAUGAACUUUUGGACUAGAUGCUAAAUGCAAGGAUCAAAAUUUUGUUAAAUGUAACACAGGUCGGA